Annulohypoxylon truncatum is the source of this 2341-nucleotide messenger RNA. RefSeq names its product oligomeric Golgi complex subunit 5. The transcript has a single exon. The coding region runs from base 259 to 1614 and encodes 451 amino acids. NCBI's taxonomy places the organism in Eukaryota, Fungi, Ascomycota, Sordariomycetes, Xylariales, Hypoxylaceae. The record is from RefSeq and is a predicted model, not a curated record. Gene Ontology annotation, cellular component: COG complex. Gene Ontology annotation, biological process: intra-Golgi vesicle-mediated transport.
AGAUGGCUUUAGUUCGACUCAACUCGUAGUGUGGCUAGAAAAGAGAGCUCCUAGGUAGGGCUUAACGAAGAUGUGUGGCUUGACAUGUCCCGCAUCUUUUAGUGGAACUGUGGGGUAACGUUUAAGAAAUUUGGGGUCUCAUAUACCUAGUAGUGGUAUGAAGGACCCUUCUAAUUUUACACCAAGCUUAAACGAAACUUGGAAGCUUCAAAUAUUCACUGGGGCCUUGGAUGCGUCCUAAUUCCGUCAAUCGCUCAAAUGGCAGCUAAUGAGGAUGAAGGUCCGUCGUAUGUCGACUACGAAGCCUUUCUUGAUCCAAGUUUUAGCCCUUCGUCCUUCGCUAAUAGCCUUGUCCUUGCCACAAAUAAUCCGAACGACACUCCGCUAGAUCUCUCAACGCCGCUGUCCAAAGUACUCUUCGAUGCUCAAGAAAUCGACUCCCAUAUAGAUCUCCUUACAACCCGCUCUGCGAUUCCUCUUCUCUCACAUGCUACAGAACAGACCGAAGCGAGCGGGAGGAUAAUAACAGAAAUCGAUAACCAGGUAAAGAGCUUGAACGAGAGUUACAAGCAACUAGAGAAGGAAGUCAUACAAAAACAUGCCGAAGCCGACGAGGUGCGCCAAGUUGCUGCUCGGUUAUGGGAGACCUUGAAGCUAGGCAGAUCUGUUGGCCGCUGUCUCCAGCUAGGACGACAACUUGAGAUCCAGCAUACGGAAAUAAGUAGUUCAGGAUCAGGCGCCAGGAAAGAGGAUCAUAGAGCAUUGGUACGCUGUGCGCAUACGCUAUUGUCAUUGCGGGAGAUACUCGAUAAAAAGGCGCCAGGUGAAGAGGGGCAUGGCCUCGAUAAAGUCAAUGCAAUUAGGAGUUUGCAGGACUCUAUUAUAGGUCCAAUCGAGAAAUCCGUCAGGAGCACCUCGGAACAGAUUGUACGGGAGUUUAACGUUGGCUCCGCUUCGGGAACUACCACCUUCGCUCAAAGCGAGGAGGCUAAGGCGCGAAUCAUAUCUGCCGCCGUCACGCUCUACUUGAUAUCACCAAUACCCGGCGCCAAACCUGACAAGUGGUCGCCUCAGUUGCUUCUCCAGGCCCUCGAAGUCUACUUGCGCAACUCUUUGCAGAGCUCUAUCGCAUCGCUAGCGAGGUCGCUCGCAACAUUGCCAUCCCUAGACCGGACCUUGGCAGAAGUAUCAGCUCGAUGCCAAAAUAUAGUCGCCAUGGAAAUCAUCCUUUCCACGACUAAUGCGCCACCUCACCCACUACUGCCGGCUCAUAAACAUACUCCUUCCGAUAAGUCGAAUCUUCUACAGUACUUGCUGGCGUAUCUUGAGACCGGCUCUCUAGCGUCCUAUUUCUGGAGGACUAUGGCAAGCAGUCUCGCAACGAGGGUUCAGGAAAUCGUCAACAGAGGCGGUGUUUCGGCACGUACGUUGAAGACCAAUAAAAAUAGUGUAGGGGAGGCUAUUAGGGAAUGCGUCAUCCGAGGCAGUCAACCUCCGAGCACCGUUACGGCCACUAAAGGGAAAUCUUCCAAGGGAGAUCCAGAAAAAAGUGGUGGAUGGGAUAGGGAGGUGGCGGUUAUGGUUGGUAGUGUUAUUGGAAACCUCGGUAGGUGAUAACAGCAGGACGGGAAUGUCUACCCGGUUAAGCUAUUAGUUGGCCGACCUGUAAAUAAGAGUAUAUUAACGGCUUACGAUUUCCUAAAAGCAAGCAUCGUAGUACUAUGAUAUGAACCCCGCGAAAGAGGAGUCCGGGAUGGCCUUAGAGGGCAGUUUGAGCAAGAAUCUGGGGUAUGAUUAUUGCCGCGGCCUCGAUCACGAAGCUCUAUACCUAGUUGAGUUGUAUCUUCAAGAUAACCGGCUAGAUAUUAUACGCAAUCAAACUUCGGUCGGCUACAUCACGGGGUUUACCGGGCCGUAAAUGACCUCACUACCUACCUAUCUAUUCCCUCAUUAAAAUUACCCAAUAUGGCUGACUUGAUACGACAUGACAGCACUAAUGUUGAGGUCAAUUCAUACUUAUAUGCCUCAUUUCAGAGUGUCUAUCAUCCCUAGAAAUCCACAGAAGAAAUUGACCAAUAUUCCAACCUAUGAAGCCCAAAAACGGGCCGUUUGGCUGCAAUUGAGCCACUUCUGCAUAGACCAGUCUCGAACGUAAUAAGGCUCCCACUCGUUAGGAGUUAAGACAUCAUUGCAUACUUGGCGCCUCCAAUCGGUAUUCCCAGAAAACAUGGAGAGAUUAGAUAUAUGGUAUGCUAACAGAAUCUGUCCUGCUCAUACUCUAUAGCGGGUGCUGUAAUUAUAUCCAUUAUCAUCGCAACACUCGUAGAUGUGGGAGCUUUUU